Molecule: messenger RNA, 1053 nt
Organism: Acaulospora morrowiae
Lineage: Eukaryota; Fungi; Glomeromycota; Glomeromycetes; Diversisporales; Acaulosporaceae
Source: the annotation of a GenBank genome assembly
AUGGAAAAAUUAAGGCAAGCUAAUCAGGAGCUCCAUGAGGAAAUUGGUCAAUUGGCUCAAUCAAACAGAGACUAUGAACGCCGAACUUACAAUCUUGAACAGGAUAUAAUUUUAUGUGAGAAAAGAAUCCGUUAUCUCGAGGAUGAGUUAGCAAAUACAAUUGAACUUUCAAUACAAGAAAGAGAAGAAUUAGAAAAAGAGAUAUCAGAUCUAAAAAAGAUUGUCUAUAAGCUCAAAAAAGAGAUCGAGCAAAAAGACAAAGAACUUUUUAAUAGAGAAGCUCAACUAGCAGAAUUUGAUAUAAGAGAAAAGAAACUUAAAACCCGAAUUCGAGAAAUAUCCAAAUCUGCUAGAAAUACUCCUAAAGCAUACAACCAAACGGUAAAGUUAAUAGAUGAGAAUGAACGUCUCAAAUGUGAAAUCGAUACUUUAAAAUAUAAUCUUAGAGAUCGAAACAAUAAAUUAGCUCAGAAAAAAACUCGUAUUACAGAUUUACAUUGUCAAAACUUUGCAUUAACAUUAUUAAGAUACCGAGAUAGAAUAUGGAACGUAGAAAAUGAAUAUGAAUCGGAUGAAAAUUCUCAAGAUAGUUAUACAUCUGACCUAGAUAUGACAACAAUAGUUGAGUUAGCCGAUACUAUUGAUGGUUAUUUGGAUAAUACAGAAACGAAUAGAAUAAUUUUAUCCAAUCAAAUAAAAAGAGUAACACGACUGAUACGUCGCAAAUACAACAAUUUUCAAACAGAUCUUAUAAAUGUUCAACAACGAAGAUACAAUACUGAAGCAGAACGAAAUGUACGGCAAAUAGAAUUAAGAAAAACAGAAGCUGAUCUUAAUUUAAUGACUACUGCAUAUAACAAUGAAAUAAAAGAACGACAUCGCUGGUACUAUUCCUAUAAAGAUAAGCAUAGAAAUGCUAUAAAUUUACAACGGGAUAGAUUUUCUUUACAUUUAUUGUUACAACGAUAUAAAAGGCAACUAAAUAUAUAUCGUACUGAAAAUGGAAUAUUAGAAUAUAACCGCGAUCAAAUAUUUGAUAGAUACGUAAAAUAG